GCCACCAUGCACAGUUCCCAGGCCGUCAGGGCGCUGCUGCCCCCGCUGCUCCUGCUGGCCUGCGCCUCUGGCCCCGCGGCCGCCCUGAGCGAUGAUGAGAGGCGCACGAUGCUGCAGCUGCACAACCUAUACCGGGCCCAGGUGGACCCGCCAGCCGCCAACAUGCUGCGCAUGAGCUGGGACCCCGAGCUGGCCGCCUUCGCCAAGGCCUAUGCAGAGAGGUGCGUGUGGGGCCACAACAAGGAGCGCCAGCGGCGGGGUGAGAACCUGUUCGCCAUCACCGAGCGGGGCCUGGACGUGCCUCUGGCUGUGCAGGAGUGGCACCUCGAGCACGAGCACUACAACUUCAGCUCCAACGCCUGCAACGAGAGCCAGAUGUGCGGCCACUACACUCAGGUGAUCUGGGCCAAGACAGAGAGGAUAGGCUGUGGCUCCCACUUCUGUGAGAAGCUCGAGGGCCUCGAGGAGAGCAACAUCCAUCUGCUGGUUUGCAAUUACGAGCCCCCGGGGAACGUGAAGGGGCAGAGGCCCUACCAGGAGGGGACGCCCUGCUCCCAGUGCCCCGCCGGGUACCGCUGCGAGGAAUCGCUGUGUGAACCCAUCAGAGAGCCGGAAGAAGCUCCAGACUUCCCUGACCAGGGCCCUGAGAUUCCGUCUUCCCCUGCCAUCGAAGACUCCGGUUCUAGGAAAACUGGUAUUGUUUCUUCCCUGGCAACGGAAACCCCAUUCUCCUUGGUAACAGAGGGUUCAGACUCCCUGGUAACCCAGGCCCCCUUUUCCCUAGCAACCGAAGAGCCCCCUUCCAUGGCAACGGAGGCGCCACCUUCCUUAGCAACGACAGAGGGCCCUUCCUCUUCGACUACUCACAGCGCGCCCUUCCUGAAUGAGGUGGCGGCCACCUCCCCCAGGUCCAGACAGGUCUCUGCGCCCCAGCCCACAGGCCAAGAGGCCCGCAGGACGAGAGUGACUUCCAUGAGUCCCGAGAGCUCUCCGCUCCCCAGGCUGUCCUUGGCAGGGACACAUGAGCUGCCACCCCAUUUCCCGGCUGAGGCUGGGCUGCCUCCUCCCGAAGAGGUCUUCCCCUCAGUCUCCCCAGCCCAGGGCAAGCCAGAUGAGCUGCCGGCCACGCUGGACCACACCAGGCACAACGCCUCUGAGCCCCUGACCGUCUCCCCCAACACCUCCGCCACUGCCCACGCCGAGGGUGCCCGUUCCCUCGCCCUGCAAUCGUCCUUGCCAGGUGAAGGCCCUGAAAGGCCAAGUGUCCAGUCAGGGCAGAACUCGGGCCCAGGCUUGCUCUGGGGCUCCCCGCUGGGACAGCUGCUACUGCCUUCCCUGGUGCUAGCCAGAAUCUUCUGAGGAGGUCUCCACGCCAAGGCCAGGCCUGGGGGGCAAGCCUGCUGCAUGACCACUGGAUCGUCCUCCACAGAAGAAGCCACAGCUUCCAGGCAGGCCCUGCCCUGUGGCCCAGCGUCACCCCAGCCAAUGGUCAGACUCCAGACAGAUUUUUCUGAGUAACUGUCCUGUGGCCUGCGUUGUCCAGGGCCACCACCCUGCUCUUCCAGAACUGGAGGUUCAUUAGCACCCGCACCACCACCACACACACACACACACACACACAGCCCUUCCCUGUGCCCUGAGAUCUGGGUUGCCCACAGGAGGGCCGCUUGCCCCCAGGGAGAGAAAGGGCACUCUCCCUGUUACCUACCCAGUCUGCAGCCCAGACAAGACGCUUCUCGGCUAAAGGGGAGAAAGCACGGGUGCCUCAGACUCCUGGGGGCACAGACAUCUGUCCUGGGCCAGAUCUCUCGGGGCAGGCAUCGCGGGCAGACAUUCUGGAACAAGGCCUGGCUGGCCUCCUGACUGCACACCCACCUGCCUGGGGGUGGUCCGGAGUGCCUGCUCAGACCCCUCUGCCUAUAAAAGGUAGGGGGCUCUCCCCAAGGGCCCUCCCGCUUCUUGCCUGGGGAGUUGUGAGGGAAAGGGAUAAAAGACAAGCCCCACCCCCGAGUGGGGUUCUGUGGGUGGGGCAGGGAGCCCUGGGGGAAGCAGCCUUCAGCCUCUGAAUAAAAGCCUGACUGUUCCCAGGGUUUCUGCAUGGGGGCCGUGGGGGGCCUGAAGGAGUCCAAGCUUCCCCUGGAAGCUGCGGCGGGUAUCCCUGCUCCCUCACACUCUUUCCCACGUGCUCAGUGAUCAGGGCACCCUCUCUUCCCAUCCCCUCACCCCUAGGCUGCCAGCAGGAGAGAGGGCCACGAGGGGCCCAGGGUGCAGGCAGCCUUUCCAGCUCUAGGUCACAAGUGGAGCCCACAUGCCUUUAGGUCCCAGGAUCACACUCCUGUGGGUGCAGCAGCUCAGGCACAUCAGGAACACAGGCCAGAGAAGGGCCCCUUGGGCUGCUGCUGACCUUGUACACAGCCGACCUACGUGCAGACCCUGGCAUCCCACAGGGCCCCUGGGCACCACUGGGUAUGGACCCAAACAGAACAAAAAUGGCCUUCAGAUGCAGCUCUGUGGGGUGAUCUUCGGUCCUGAGUGCUGAAGGCAUUCUCCACACUCACCAAUGUGCUGGUGGCACUUGCGUGGGGCAGGAAAGCCAGUGUUAAAGUGCUCGUGCUAGCAGCUGUAAUGUGCAGGCAGUGACCAUCUCCAGACCGAGACUGAAACAUAUGUGCACGUGCACGCAGACACACGUUUAGGAUCUACAAGAAUUCAGCUGAGACCCUAGGAGAUUACCUGUCGUUUGAACAGUGUCUGCCUCCAACUCACAAACACAGGGUAUUAUUCCAUUUUUAGAUUUUCUUGUGGGCAGCAGGGGCACACCCAGCGGUGUUCACUUGACUCCUGGCGAGGCUGGGGGACCAUAUUUGGUGCCGGGGAUCAAACUCAGGUCAGCCACAUUUUAUUUUUGCUUUUUGGGUCACACCCGGCGAUGCACAGGAGUUACUCCUGGCUCUGCACACAGGAAUUACUCCUGGAGGUGCUCAGGGGACCAUAUGGGAUGCUGGGAAUCGAACCCGGGUCAGCUGCGUGCAAGGCAAAAGCCCUACCCGCUGUGCUAUCGGUUCCAGCCCCAGCCCCAUUUUAGAUCUUAUUUCUUUUUAACUAUGUUUCAUAGUUUUCAAAGUACUUUUUUUUCUAUUCUAUAUUCACAAAUCUUUUGUGCAUUAGCUUUAUAUCCUACAAUCUGGACUGAUUCAUUAUUCAUAGUAUUUUUAGCAUAUAAAUAUGAAGAUGUCAACUACAGAGAUGCUUUUUGCUAGGGGGCACACCCAGGGUGCUUAGGCAUCACUCCUGGCAAUGCCGGGGGCCCAUAUGUGGUGCCCGGGCGCAAACUGCUGUCAGCUACGUGAGUCCCUGAUGUACCAUCUCUCUGGACCUGUAGGCACUUCUUCAUAAUUCAGAGAACUUUUUCUUGCCAAAUACCUGGGCUUGACCCUUUGGUGCAAUGCCGAGUAAGGGCUUGUCUUGUUCUGGAUCUUAGGGAGGAAACACUGAGUCUUUCACCAGUCACUGUUAACUUUUAGCUUUUCAGAUUUGACUCAACUUUGCACGCCUGUUGUGGGGGAGGCUUCCCUUUUCUCAUCAUUUGUGCUGAUCAGGCAAAGGCAGCCUGUGGCAAACCUCUGGGGGCCACUUGUCCAAGACCAGGGGCAGGGGCUUAGUUUUGGGGAACUAGUGUGAAGGCAGGAACGGGUGUCCCAUACCAGUCAGGCAGGGGAAAUGGGGUUGGGGGAGGGAAGGGCAUCCACCCCAGCCUCCAGGCCAGGAGCAGGGAAGGACUUGCUCAGCAAUGCUCCAGGGCUCCCAGACAGACCGGGACGGGCAGAGCGAUGGGGAACACGGCUGUGACCUCAGGAUGGGGGUUCCCAGCUCUGUCCAUCAGGUCAGGUUCCCACGCUCACUCACACCCCAACCACCUGACAGGGAGCAGGGCCAGGUGCUGGGAGAGGGAAGGCUUAGGGGCUGAGGACAAAGGCCACCUGCUGGGGGCUCACACCGCAUCUGACACCAGAGGUUCUAUGAGGGGGAAGCCUGCCAUCUGCUUAACUAAGACCUGGAGAAAACUUUUAGUGGGGGGUUUCUUCUUAGAGGCGUAGGAAACGUCUAGACCCCCAGAGGCCUCAGGGUUAUCAUGGGCAACACCAGGAGCCUCCAAGGACUCGCCAAGUUAGCCCCACCCCCCACCCCACUCAGUGUGGCGAGAAUCAAGUGCCUCACUCAGCACCACAGGGAGGCAGACAGGCCGGAUGAGGGCUGAAGGGCAAGUGACCCCUGAACAGCGCAGACCGGGGGUGUCCCACGGGGGCAAAUGUGCAAGCCUGCACACACCUGAGCAUGCUGCUCUGCCACUGAAGUGACUAUGGGAAGAAACAGUUCAGCCAGGGCAUCCCAGGAUGGGCCAUGGGGUGCCACCAUUGAGAAGGAUGGCCAGCCACCAGACGCCAAUACUCAGAUGUCAGCUUCCCUAGAGCAAGGGUAGAGAAUGCCUGGGGGAAGCUCACUGAUCCCCACAGCCCCCGCCCCGUGGUAUGCAAACUCCACCGAGAUGGUGGUGUUCUCCUGGGCCCAGCAUACCCCAUUUGGGAUUUGGUCUAUUUACUGUGCCUGAUGCCAGGCAGAAGCAGGUUGGGGGUGCAGCACCCACUUUUCCAGGGAAGAUGAGGCUUGGAAGCUCAGCUGGACCGGAUCUGUCUCUCCAGCUGUAACAUGCCACCAAGUGGCAGUGGAAACCAAGCAUGUCGUCUUCAAACAGGACUGAGAUGCUUGGGGCCUGGGUGG
Messenger RNA from Sorex araneus (European shrew), 4779 nucleotides. It is a transcript of the gene PI16, whose product is annotated as peptidase inhibitor 16. NCBI's taxonomy places the organism in Eukaryota, Metazoa, Chordata, Mammalia, Eulipotyphla, Soricidae. Gene Ontology annotation, cellular component: extracellular region. The record is from RefSeq and is a predicted model, not a curated record. The transcript has 6 exons. The coding region runs from base 7 to 1359 and encodes 450 amino acids.